GUUUGUACAAGUUUCACAAAAUAAUAAUACCAUGCGUGGUAUUUUGUCAAUGGUAUUCGUCGGUAUCUUGUUGGGGCGAUCAGAACAAGCCAACAUUUUAAUGAUGGCCACACUGAUGUCACACAGCCAUCAUUUCUGGAAUGAAGCCAUCGCUAUUGGAUUAGUCGAUAAAGGACAUAAUGUUACCGUGCUGUCACAUGAUUACACACAAAUUAAAAGGGAUAAUUUUACUGUGAUUACAAUUGAUGGAGCUUAUGAUACAUUUGCAUAUGCUUAUAAAGGAAGCUCCUGGAGGAGAUUUUCUCUGACUCCGUUCAAUUUGCGAGCGCUCGUUGAUGACUUCAACCACUACUUCAAUAUCGAAUUGUGUGAAUUUGAUCUCAAUCAUCCUGCAUUUGAUGCAUUAUUAUCUUACCCAGACGAUUUCAAAUUCGAUUUAAUCUUGUGGGAUCACACUGCUGGCGAAUGUCUCUAUCCCGUUAUCGAACGCUUUGGUAAUCCACCACUGGUCGGUCUUAGUCCGUAUGGUUUGACCAAUUCUAUUGAAGCAUUGUAUGGAGGCCAUGUAUAUCCGUAUAUUGGACAAAUAAUAAUGCCGUUUACAAUCGCCACAACACUCUGGCAGCGGCUAUUUAAUACUAUCUAUAUUAAUUAUUCAAAUUACAAAAGAAUAUCUUAUCUGAAACCAGUGAGUGUGGAAGUUUCGCAGACGAAAUUUCCUAAUUGGAAUAUAGAAAAAUUUGAAGAAGUUGAAAAUAGGUUUUCAUUGUGUUUUGUUAAUUGGAAUGUGGCGUUGAAUCAUGCACAGCCUAUGAAUCCGAAUAUUAUUCCUGUUGGUGGUGUGCAAAUCAAAGAAAAAGAAUUAUUACCGAAGGAUAUCCAAGAAAUUUUUUCUAAGCCAUCAAAAGGUGUAAUAUACUUCUCCCUAGGAUCUAAUAUCAAAAGCGAAUAUUUGUCGUUAGAGCUUCUUCAAUCUUUCGGCGAUUGCUUUGCAGAAUUAUCCGACUAUCAAGUUUUAUGGAAACUUGAACCGCCUGCAAACCUCUCACUUCCAACAAACGUAGUGACUGUAAAAUGGGCGCCGCAAACGGCUGUUUUAGCACAGAAGAAGACCAAAAUGUUUAUUACACAUGGAGGAGGCCUAAGCACCCAGGAAACAACCUAUGCUGGAGUGCCGAUUGUAGCAUUACCACUGUUUCUCGAUCAAAUCAAUAACGCAGAAAAACUUAGAGAAAGAGGCGGCGGAGAAACAGUCACCUUAGAAGAAUUAGAAGACCCCUCACAGAAUAUAUUUUGUAAAAGGGUUAAACAAGUUCUUCAUAAUGCAUGCUACACUAGAACUAUGAAAGAUUCAUCAGCGAAAUAUCGUGAUGUCAAAGUAAAACCUCUUGAUGAAGCUGUAUUCUGGACGGAAUAUGUUCUGAGACAUGGAGAUAUUAAACAUUUGAGUCCGAAAAGUCGAUCUAUGAAUUGUUUUGUAGAGUUUGAUAAUUUGUUAGCGUUAGAACGUGAGCAUGAGACCAGUUUGUUCCCGCUGCGGCAGUAG
This is a messenger RNA of Dalotia coriaria, 1546 nucleotides long. RefSeq names its product UDP-glucosyltransferase 2-like. Gene Ontology annotation, molecular function: UDP-glycosyltransferase activity. The record is from RefSeq and is a predicted model, not a curated record. The coding region runs from base 32 to 1546 and encodes 504 amino acids. Lineage: Eukaryota; Metazoa; Arthropoda; Insecta; Coleoptera; Staphylinidae. The transcript has 4 exons.